Molecule: messenger RNA, 1554 nt
Organism: Hemisphaericaspora subhashii
Lineage: Eukaryota; Fungi; Ascomycota; Pichiomycetes; Serinales; Debaryomycetaceae
Product: rRNA-processing protein
Exons: 1
Coding region: 1-1554 (517 amino acids)
Biological process (GO): maturation of SSU-rRNA from tricistronic rRNA transcript (SSU-rRNA, 5.8S rRNA, LSU-rRNA)
Cellular component (GO): nucleolus; nucleus
Source: RefSeq, a predicted model, not a curated record
AUGGCCAAGAAGACAUUAGCAGAACAGAUAUCCAAGUUAUACACCCCGAAAUCCGAUUUCGACAUUGAAGAUCACGAUUUAGGUCAAGGUACAGACGAUGUAUUCGAUCACAAGGAAUCACAAGAAGAUGAAGAUGAUGAUGAAGAAGAAGAUGACCAAUUAAGGAAGGAGCAUUAUGUUGAGUCUGCAAAGUCAAAGCUAAGACAGAGUCAUACUACUAAUUUAGGCAAGAAAUAUACCGGAAGCGUCGUUAGUAGAGAUUCUCUCUAUGAUGACGAAGCUGAAGUUUCUGGAGAAGACUCUGAUGAAGUUGAAUCAGACGAAGAAGAAGAUGAAGUUCAAGACGAGGAAGUAGCAGAGGAAUCCGACGAAUCCGCCAACGACAGCGAUUCCGGGGCCUCAUUAAGAGAUAAUUCCUCUGAAGAUGAAAGUGACCAAGAAGAUGACGAUAUUGCGAUCCAUAAACGUCAAGUUUUGAAAGAUUUAAUGAAUAAAGAACGAGGCCAUAUCAUAAAUCGUUUAUCCCAAUCAGCCACAAAUGAUGCACUUAAAGGAUAUGCUAUUCAACAACAACAUAAAACAUUCGAAAAAUUAGUUGAUAUAAGAUUAAAAUUCCAAAAAUCAUUAACUAAUGCCAAUUUAUUACCAAUUGAUCAUGAAACAUUGGAAGAAUUCGACUAUUCUCCAGAAUUGCUUCUGAAGACUAAAGAAGGUUUAUAUUCCUUAUUGGAUGGACUUUUAACCCUCAGAAGUCAAUUAGAUGAAUCAACAACCAAUCAUAAACAUCCAAAGAAAAGAUCAUAUGAAACAUAUUCCAAGACAACAGAAUCUUUUGAUUCUGAAUUAAAUAAAUCUAGAUCGGUCAUUUUGACUAAAUGGUCAGCUAAAGUUCAAAAUUCUUCCGGGUCAAAUGCUAUUAAUGCAAGUAAAUUCAAAACAAUUAAUCAAUCUUUUGAACAACAAGUGAUUAAUAAUCUUUCAGACAUGAAUAGAUUAAUCAAGAGAACAAAAUUAAAUAGACGUCAAAUUACUCCAUUGGGAUAUAAUCCAUCUUCAAUUUCCAAUGGAACCUCAACCAAACAAAAUCAAGAUGAAGAAAUUGACGAAGAUAUUCCAAUACAAGAACAACAAUCAAGAAAAACCAAAACAGAAGGAUCCGAAAUUGAUCAAAUUUUCGAUGACGAAGACUUCUAUCGUGUUUUACUUAAUGACUUAGUUGAUAAGAAAGUCCAAUCCAGUGAUCCAACUUCAGGUGGGGUGAGUAUUACUUUACGUAGUGCACAAAGAGCAAAUAAACUUAAGAAUAAUGUAGAUACCAAAGCUUCAAAGGGAAGGAAAUUGAGAUAUCAUGUUCAAGAUCAAAUAUCCAAUUUUGAAACUUCUAGAGGCGGUUGGAAAUGGAACGAUGAUCAAAUUGAUGAAUUCUUUGCUUCUUUGUUGGGACAAAAGGUGAAUAUGAAUGAAGAAGAUGAGGAGGAGCAAGAUGACGAGAUUGACGGAGAGACGAAUGGGGAUAUUAUUCCAGAAGAUAACUCAAUUAAGUUGUUUGGAUAG